Loxodonta africana (African savanna elephant) is the source of this 1820-nucleotide messenger RNA. RefSeq names its product tetratricopeptide repeat domain 23 like (gene TTC23L). Lineage: Eukaryota; Metazoa; Chordata; Mammalia; Proboscidea; Elephantidae. The record is from RefSeq and is a predicted model, not a curated record. The transcript has 10 exons. Bases 239 to 1777 code for a protein of 512 amino acids. Gene Ontology annotation, molecular function: protein binding.
GGGGCGAGGAGAGGGUGUCGCUGGACACAGCCCCGCGCACUUUGCAGGUUUACAGAGGUAGGGUCAUGGAAUCGGGCGCUUCUUGGACGGAGCGUAUCUCCACUACCUGCGCCUUCACCUAGGUGGGUCCCUUCGAGAAAAACCAACAGUGGACGGAUCACAGGGAGGGAAGCAAGUUUGUAGACCAGUUUCAAAACGCGUGCGUCACGCCCGCGGGGACCGGAAACCCGGUGGAGCUAUGUGUGCUGCGAUUGGCCGGAGCGGCUCGGAGUCCCCAGGGCCGGAAGUGCGCUGCGGUACCAUGACUACGGGCGCGGGCGCUCCACUUCCGAACGCGAGCGCAGCGUACUGUUCCCAUGGCAACGCCAUUGUCUCCGGGGCCGAGCCCGGGAGGCCUAGGAGAAAAGCAUCCCUGGCAGAGCGUCUCGCUACCGCAAAGCGACAGAACGAGCUCGCCCAAGUCCGGGAGCUUGACGCCGCCCUCGGAAGCCGAGCCCCGGCGAGGAAGAAGAUGCGAGCCAGCCCCAUCCGCAUUCCAACCGUCAACAAUGACAGUGACUGGGACUCAUGCUUCCAUUUGUCACAGCAAACCAGUGACCUAGCACACCAGCAAACAGAUGACUUGUAUCCCACUGAGGGUUCUGGAGAGAGUGAAGAAGACACUACAUCCAAGGAGGAGGAGAAGAUCAUAGACUGCAUGUCUCUUCCCGAAGACAAAUUAGCCCAAUCCCAGAAGAAAACAGCUGUGCUGAUUAAGGAAAACAUGAAUACUCAAGCAAACCGGGAGCUGAUUCGCUGUGUCAUCCUUUCUCGGAUUAUUUUUGGGGAAAAACAUUGGAAAUGUGCACAGGCUUUGGCUAACCUGGCUCACGGCUACCUGACGCUGAGAGGCCUCCCAGCUCAGGCCAAGAAACAUGCUGAGUCAGCCAGGAGCACGCUGCUGACCUGGAAGGUAAACACAACCUCAAACAGGGAGGCAAAGGAAAUUGUGGAAACGCUGAUCAUGCUCUACUACACUCUGGGAGUAGCCUGGCUCCUGCAGAACCAUGGCAGAGAGGCCUAUUUCAACCUGCAGAAGGCAGAGAGAAGCAUGAAGGAACUCAAAGAAUUAGAUAAGGGACGCAUUGGUAGAUUACGAGUCUCAGAGAAAGACAUAACAAUUGCUUUGGGCAGAGCCUCCUUGGCCAUCCAGAGGUUGAACCUAGCCCUGGCAUACUUUGAAAAGGCAAUUGGCAACGUCAUUGCUAGCAAGGGUGAAAAGACAUCCGAUCUGAUCAGCCUGUAUGAGGAAGUUGCUCAGAUUGAGCAGCUGAGGAGGAACCAUGAGCAGGCCAUCCAGUACUUGCAGCAGGCCUAUUCCAUCUGUGUGUCUGUUUUCACGGAAGUCAGCCCGAGAACCGCAGAGGCGAGUGCAUUACUAGCCAAAGCUUAUGCCAUGUCUGGAGAGGCCCAGCGCAGGGAUGCUGUUGAACUAUAUUUUAUAAAAAGUAUCACUGCAUACCAAGCAACGCUGGGCACAGAGGAUUCUGAAACACUAACAACCAUUGAGGAAUUUUGCCAGUGGCUUGUCCAAAAUGGGGAAAACCGAUGUCUGAUGAUUCAAGUCUUUGUAUAUGGAAGUGAGCACUGUAAAAGCAGAGAGACAAAACAGCUCCUCACCCUGCUGCAAAGGUGGGUUCUGAACUUGGCCAUCUACCAGGUCAUCAGUGUGGAUAUUAUGGCCUCUCCUAGAUUGAUCCAGUUAGGGCUGAUUCACCUCUGUCAUUCUUGCGAGUAAGGAAGAAUGUCUAUCUGUAUUAUGGAUCUGAUGAGAUCCUAUA